UUACUGUCCCUCGUAUGGUUUCAUGUGCGCACGAGUUCGCACAGGACGCAAUUGUAACUUGUCAUUUAGUUACUCAAGUUGUCCUUGCAAUACACUUCACACAAUCUUGAAUUCGUUUGACUUAACACUAGACUCGAAACGUGAGAACUUGUCAUAAUACUCGUUCUCAGAAAAUGAUGUUCAACAUAUUGGGCAUAUUGGUGAUCUGCUUGGCUGCGGUAUGGGCGGUCCGGGACACAAGCAAAGCCUUUAAGUCCAUGCCAGCAAUCAGCAACUCUCUCGUCAACCUCGGCAAGAUGGACAUCUCCUUCCACUUCGAUUCUCGACUUCCUCAUGAUUUCGCCAAUAUAAAAUCCGAGUCAAUUACAUAUCCUUCGAAAUCAUACGUCGUUCCAAAAUCGGAACCGGUCGCUGAAGAGCCCUGCCUCUGUUCCGCUCUCAAAAAUGUUAAGAGCUCUUUCUUGAAUAAUCCUUCUGAGAUACUUCACAAGAUUCUUAGGAGCAAUGAUUUAUUCUCCUAUAAUCAAGAAUCUGUCACUUCUCCCAUGUGCUGUGAAUCUCAUGAACACCUUCAAGAAGACACUGUUUUCUUUGAAUUCAAUCCUAAACCUCAGGUUCAAGUAGAAUACCCGGCACAACCAAAUAACGUUCCAAUCUUCCCUCUCAUUUGGGAUAACGUUCUACCUAAUAAAACGCCUCUUCCUUCAAUGCCGAUAAAACCAAAAGCAAUUGAAAUUUUCUUCUUCCCCAAAAAGAAGGAUAUGAAUUCAUUUGAUUUCACCAAACUAUCCAAGAAGAAGGAGGUUGGCAAGAAAAAUGAUAUUCAAAUAGUCGGAGAUAAAGAACUGAGAAAUGAAUUUAAAAAUUUCAAACUCAAGCCCGCUUUUCCAGUCUUGACCAAUAAAGAUGAGGUACGAAUUUAUGAUAAUACAGUUACCCAGACUACGAAGAGAGAAUCACCAGUCAUUGUAGAGGAUAUGACAUUCUCAUUCGCUCAAAAGAUCUCUAGAGAUGAGAAACAAAGGAAGAAAGAAGAAGAAAAGCAAGAGAAGAAAAUCGAAGACAUGAAAGAAGAGGUAGGUAGUGAAACAGCAUCAACAAUUCUCGUAUCUAUGGGAGACGUUUCUACUACUAUUAAACCGCUUAACACGAUUUAAUGUGAAAUAAAAAUAAAUAAUGCAAACUAUAAUUUUGGUGUG
Molecule: messenger RNA, 1199 nt
Organism: Hyposmocoma kahamanoa
Lineage: Eukaryota; Metazoa; Arthropoda; Insecta; Lepidoptera; Cosmopterigidae
Exons: 3
Coding region: 174-1157 (327 amino acids)
Source: RefSeq, a predicted model, not a curated record